GCGGGGUCGGCGGCCGGGGCGGGGCACGGCGCUCGGGCUCGGGGCACUCGGAGCUGCGGGAGUCGCGCGGGAGGAGCAGGAUGGCGGCGGCGGCUGCGGGCGAGGCGCGCCGGGUGCUGGUGUACGGUGGCAGGGGCGCGCUGGGCUCGCGAUGCGUGCAGGCGUUCCGAGCCUGCAACUGGUGGGUUGCCAGCAUCGAUGUGGUGGAAAAUGAAGAGGCCAGCGCUAGUGUCGUUGUUAAAAUGACAGACUCAUUUACGGAGCAGGCUGACCAGGUGACUGCUGAGGUUGGAAAGCUCUUGGGCAAUGAGAAGGUGGAUGCAAUUCUUUGCGUGGCUGGAGGAUGGGCCGGAGGCAAUGCCAAAUCCAAGUCUCUCUUUAAAAACUGUGACCUGAUGUGGAAGCAGAGCGUGUGGACGUCGACCAUCUCCAGCCACCUGGCUACCAAGCACCUCAAGGAAGGAGGCCUCCUGACCUUGGCUGGUGCAAAGGCUGCCCUGGAUGGGACUCCUGGGAUGAUCGGAUAUGGCAUGGCCAAGGGCGCCGUCCACCAGCUCUGCCAGAGCCUCGCCGGGAAGAACAGCGGCCUGCCGCCAGGGUCUGCCGCAGUCGCGGUGCUCCCGGUCACCUUGGACACGCCGAUGAACAGGAAAGCAAUGCCAGAGGGGGACUUCAGCUCCUGGACACCCUUAGAAUUCCUAGUCGAAACCUUCUAUGACUGGAUCACAGGGAAAAACCGUCCAAGCUCAGGAAGCCUAAUCCAGGUGGUAACCACGGAAGGAAAGACGGAGCUUACCCCAGCAUAUUUUUAAGACUCAUCUCAGUGCCUGCGAGGGGCCUGCUAGAAAAGUCACUAACCUAUCUCAGCGUGGCCUCAUCUGGCCCUGCGUUUUAUGUAAUUCUGUUCGUGGUACGAGAUAGAGAGUCCUAUUUUUCUCUCACCUAAUGCGCAUUUGCUCUCCUAGGGCAGGGUAAUAUGUUUAUGUGAAAUAAAAACAUGUGAACGGAGGCCUACAGAGAGCAUCGCCAAUCUGUGUUAACUACGGAAGGAGGUCUCUGAGCAGCCCUAGCUAUAGUGGUGUCAUGUCGGAUUGCUUUUGAGACUAUCUGUCCUGGACAGUGGCUGUCAUCUCCACGGGUUCAGUGAUUGUUUGGUACUGGGGAUGUUUCGAGGGCCGAGUUACGCUUAUGUCAUAGAUGUAGUUUUUGCAGCCUUGAAUUGAAUUGUCUUAAAACUCCUUUUGUGGCAUAAGCAAGAUCCCAUGGACUCUGUCCUGAUAUCCUUUUCCUGUGCAGUUGCCAAGUGUCCCCUGGCCUACAGUUAAAUGUGCAAGAGAACUACUUGUGAGCAUUUGGAGUGUUGUUUUCCUAAUAAAUGCGUUUCAUUUAUUGUGUUGUCUUCUUUAA
Molecule: messenger RNA, 1407 nt
Organism: Propithecus coquereli (Coquerel's sifaka)
Lineage: Eukaryota; Metazoa; Chordata; Mammalia; Primates; Indriidae
Gene: QDPR
Product: quinoid dihydropteridine reductase
Exons: 7
Coding region: 81-812 (243 amino acids)
Biological process (GO): L-phenylalanine catabolic process; tetrahydrobiopterin biosynthetic process
Cellular component (GO): cytoplasm
Molecular function (GO): NADH binding; 6,7-dihydropteridine reductase activity; NADPH binding
Source: RefSeq, a predicted model, not a curated record